ACUGACCCUGAUCUCUGGCCUUUGGAGGCAUUUGGGCCACAGAUUUGUUCAGGGAUUCUUUCUGACCUGGGUGUUCUGCAAGGGCAAAAGCAAAGAACGUCUGGUCCUCUUCUCCAAGGGCAGAGGCUGGCAAGCCAGAGUAUACGCAAAGAGGACCCUCAGGAGCUCCUGUGAGGGCUGGAAGCCCCGGCGACAGGAACGGGUGUUGAAGAGAGGGGCGUAGGGGGUGGUGUUUUGAGAGGCAGGGUUCUUAGGUUAAUCAUCUCCAUGGCUCAGAUAAGACCCUGCCAACUGGAAGCAAAUUAUUGGGGCCAGAACAGAUUGCGUGAGUGCAGAGGCAGGCGGGUUGGAGAGUCUGCAGUGUGGGACCAUGCCAAGCACCAAGCGGUAUCAGCAUGUGAUCGAGACCCCUGAGCCUGGGGAAUGGGAGUUGUCAGGGUAUGAAGCAGCUGUGCCAAUCACAGAGAAGUCCAACCCACUGACCCGGAACUUGGACAAAGCAGAUGCAGAGAAAAUUGUUCAACUGCUGGGGCAGUGUGAUGCUGAGAUAUUCCAGGAGGAGGGGCAAAUCAUGCCCACCUACCAGCGACUGUACAGUGAGUCAGUUCUGACCACCAUGUUGCAAGUGGCUGGCAAGGUCCAGGAAGUGCUGAAGGAGCCAGAUGGGGGCCUGGUGGUGCUGAGUGGAGGGGGCACCUCUGGUCGUAUGGCAUUCCUUAUGUCUGUGUCUUUCAACCAGCUGAUGAAAGGUCUGGGACAAAAACCUCUUUACACAUACCUCAUUGCAGGGGGUGACAGGUCUGUUGUAGCCUCUCGGGAACGGACAGAAGAUAGCGCCCUACACGGAAUCGAGGAGCUGAAGAAGGCGCCCUUUGUGGCAGGCCAGAUGGACUACUGCAUGGAUAACACAGCUGUCUUCUUGCCGGUCCUGGUUGGCUUCAAUCCGGUGAGCAUGGCCAGAAAUGAUCCCAUUGAAGACUGGAGAUCGACAUUCCGACAAGUGGCAGAGCGGAUGCAGAAGAUGCAGGAGAAACAGGAAGCCUUUGUGCUCAAUCCUGCCAUCGGGCCUGAGGGGCUCAGUGGCUCUUCCCGAAUGAAAGGUGGAAGCGCCACCAAGAUUCUACUGGAAACCCUGCUACUAGCAGCCCAUAAGACUGUGGACCAGGGUGUUGUGUCCUCUCAAAGAUGCCUUCUGGAAAUCCUGAGGACAUUUGAGCGGGCUCAUCAGGUAACCUACAGUCAAAGUUCCAAAAUUGCCACUCUGACGAAGCAAGUUGGCAUCAGCCUGGAGAAAAAAGGCCACGUGCACUUGGUUGGCUGGCAGACCCUCGGUAUCAUCGCCAUUAUGGAUGGGGUAGAGUGUAUCCACACUUUUGGUGCUGAUUUCCGAGAUAUCCGUGGCUUUCUUAUUGGUGACCACAAUGACAUGUUUAACCAGAAGGAUGAGCUCAGCAAUCAGGGUCCCCAGUUCACCUUCUCUCAGGAUGACUUCCUGACUUCUGUUCUGCCAUCCCUUACGGAAAUUGACACUGUGGUCUUCAUUUUUACCCUGGAUGAUAACCUCGCAGAAGUACAGGCCCUGGCAGAAAGGGUGAGGGAGAAGAGUUGGAACAUCCAGGCCCUGGUGCACAGCACAGUGGGGCAGUCCUUGCCAGCUCCUCUAAAGAAGCUCUUUCCCUCGCUCAUCAGCAUCACAUGGCCACUUCUUUUCUUCGAUUAUGAAGGGAGCUACGUUCAGAAGUUCCAGCGUGAGUUAAGCACCAAGUGGGUGUUGAAUACAGUGAGUACUGGGGCCCAUGUGCUGCUGGGGAAGAUCCUACAGAACCACAUGCUGGACCUCCGCAUCGCCAACUCCAAACUCUUCUGGAGGGCACUGGCCAUGUUGCAGAGGUUCUCAGGACAGUCCAAGGCUCGCUGCAUUGAGAGUCUUCUUCAAGUGAUACAUUUCCCUCAACCGCUGUCGAAUGAUGUCCGCGCGGCCCCCAUCUCCUGCCAUGUCCAGGUUGCCCACGAGAAGGAAAAGGUGAUCCCCACAGCCUUGCUGAGUCUCCUACUCAGGUGCUCCAUCACUGAGGCUAAGGAACGCCUGGCUGCAGCUUCUUCAGUCUGUGAGGUUGUUAGGAGCGCCCUCUCUGGGCCAGGUCAGAAACGCAGCAUCCAAGCCUUUGGAGACCCUGUGGUGCCCUGAAUUGAUGUUUCUGUGACCAUUGAAAAGUCUCCAUCCACUUCUGAGGGGACUUGUGCCAGUAAUACACGUUGCAGGACAGACUCAGUUCCGGUGGGUGGGGCACUAACAGCCCAGAAUUGAGGAAGAGUCCUGUUCUCAGCUGGAUCAUUUCCAUUUUUACUGGCAUCUUCUGAUCUUAGGAAUAAAACUAAAUGUCUUGUUUUGAACCCAA
Mus musculus (house mouse) is the source of this 2399-nucleotide messenger RNA. It is a transcript of the gene Gckr, whose product is annotated as glucokinase regulatory protein. The transcript has 18 exons. Gene Ontology annotation, molecular function: enzyme binding; kinase inhibitor activity; glucose sensor activity. The record is from RefSeq and is a predicted model, not a curated record. Bases 371 to 2188 code for a protein of 605 amino acids. NCBI's taxonomy places the organism in Eukaryota, Metazoa, Chordata, Mammalia, Rodentia, Muridae. Gene Ontology annotation, cellular component: nucleus; nucleoplasm; mitochondrion. Gene Ontology annotation, biological process: protein import into nucleus; response to glucose; response to fructose.